Molecule: messenger RNA, 1940 nt
Organism: Physella acuta
Lineage: Eukaryota; Metazoa; Mollusca; Gastropoda; Physidae
Biological process (GO): developmental process; regulation of transcription by RNA polymerase II
Molecular function (GO): protein dimerization activity; RNA polymerase II transcription regulatory region sequence-specific DNA binding; DNA-binding transcription factor activity, RNA polymerase II-specific
Source: RefSeq, a predicted model, not a curated record
GAACGACGUCAGCGGCAGCUCGUGCCAUUAGCACUUGAUGCUCCGGAAGGAGAGGUUCGUCUGCCUGCGUCGCCCGUCAAACUAUUUUUCUCACUUGUUGGGACCGCCAGCAGGCCGAAGCUCGAAUGCCUGUAGCCAUAGCCAUGGCUUCGUCCAAGCUGACCCCCAGACAGCCACAGCCGACCAUCCUGUUCUCCACUCACGCCUCCACCACCACAACCUCGGCCACCACGUCGGUGCCCACCAUCAGCAUUCCCGUCAGCGCCAUCCACGACCCGUACAGCAACGUCAUCACCAUCACGCCGUGCUUGGUCUUCAAGACGACCGCCACCGUGGCCGAGCAGAUGCAGGCCCUGCGCCAGGACAAGAAGCUGGCCAAGCCGCUCGACCAGCCGACCGGCGCCCUCAGAGUCAAGAGACGCACCGACCUCAGCAAGCUGGGCCUGCCCGAGGCCAAGCCGGCUUCUGUCUCCAGGAGAAACGCCAGGGAACGGAACCGAGUCAAGCAAGUUAACCUCGGGUUCGAAACCUUGAGGGAGCAUGUCCCCAACGGGAAGAAGAACAAGAAGAUGUCCAAAGUCCAGACACUGAGAUCCGCUGCCCAGUACAUCAAGGACCUGUACACGAUCCUACAUGGGGAGCUGCCGGCCCUCGGCUCGCCUAACAUGAUAGAGGACCACGAGCCGGACAGUCCGCUGGACAACAGUGUCUGCUCCAUGAGCGACACGGACAACGACGUGAGCGUCAGCAGCCCUGACACCAAAGUCCUGCAGGCUCAGCACCUGCUGCAGCAGUCAGGCUCGCCCCCCUCACCACACUCCCCCGUCACGUCCCCACAGACACCCCCACAGCCCCGACAGAAGGUGCUGCCGCUGAUCUUGAAGAAAGAAAACAUCUCCGUCCUGCAGCAGCAGCUGAGCAGACCCCAGGCGUCCCAGCCCAUCAGGAGCCUGGCGGUCCUCAGACCCAGUCCCCUAGUGCAGGACAAACAGGCGCCCCGGGACAAACAGACAAGUCCCCUGGCACAGGAGCAACAGAACUUUCUCAUGCAGCACGAGCAACUACGGCUCGCACUCCGACCUGUACAACAACCACAGCAGUCGUUACAACCACAGCUACAACAACAGCAACAACAACAUUUCGACCCCGCCGCCAUCCGCAUGGAUCACCUGACCUGCUCCACAGUCAACACCAGCGACACCAAACUCAGCUUCCUCUCUUCUAACCUCAACACGUCCACGUUGACCCAGCUGUCCCCUGUGUCCCUGAACGAAGAACAUUACGAGAUGGACUUGUCCCCUGACCACAACAUCACGGACACGGACAUGAACACCAGCAACGGCAACAUGGAUCUUCCGCCCUCCCCGUCCGCCCUACACCCCAGCGUCAAUGACGUCAACAUGAACGUCAUUGACAACGACCCGGCCGAUUUCAAUCUUCUACAAAAAUAUUACAACUCAAUCCACAACGAACAAUUCCGGAACAUCGAUUCUAGUUUGAUCUUUGACCCCCGCCCCCCGCACAGUGUGUACAGCGUGCCCGAGGGUCUGGUCCACUCGCCGGCCGCCAGCCUGUCCAGCACCAGCUCGACCAUCAGCUCAGAGACGGACGUGGUCGGCUCGUGUGACUACGAGAGUGUGGACACGGCCCUGCUGGACAUCUCUAACUGGAUCAGUGAGCUGUGCAGCCAGAGCACACAGUGACUUGCUGCUAGAUUUCUCUCAUCAAAAGAUGAACAACUACGAGACCGCUGAACGCCAGUCAUAUUUACUGCAAGCUGGGCCACUGCCCUGUACAUCAGCCAGUUGACCAUCUCCUGGGCCAAGUUGGUAAACCACGGAGCCAAGUUUUGUUGGGCCAGAAGUGGUGGAACAGACGGAGCCACAGAGCCAAGUUUUGUUGGGCCAGGAGUGGUGGAACAGACGGAGCCACGGAGCCAA